Messenger RNA from Colletotrichum truncatum, 1134 nucleotides. Its product is annotated as histidine protein methyltransferase 1. The record is from RefSeq and is a predicted model, not a curated record. Gene Ontology annotation, molecular function: protein-L-histidine N-tele-methyltransferase activity. Gene Ontology annotation, biological process: peptidyl-histidine methylation, to form tele-methylhistidine. Lineage: Eukaryota; Fungi; Ascomycota; Sordariomycetes; Glomerellales; Glomerellaceae.
AUGUCGUUUUCCUUCGGCUUUGGCGGUGAUGACAUUGAAGAGGACUCCGCCUCGGCCUCCGCGCCCGCCGUCGCCGCCCCGGGACCUGAGACCCCGGCGCACUCCGCGGCCCCCAGCGCGAGCUCGUCCGCCUUCCCGGUCCCGGGCAAACCACAGCUGCCUCCCACCGGCCACGAUCUGCAGCACAUGCUCUCGAGGCUGCCGUCAAAAGUUGCCUUCAGCACCCUGGACGUUGCCCUGGACGAUGGCACCACCAUCGCGAUCCCCCGCCGCGAACUGUGGGACGUGCGGGUGCAGCUCAUGGCUGAGGAUGAGGCCGCCAACGGCGAGGGUCCAGAGGCCGAGGGAUUGGGCAGCCACGACGUGAAGACGGGCGUCUACGAGGGGGGCUUCAAGAGUUGGGAGAGCAGCGUUGAUCUGGUCAAGGUGCUCGCCAGCGGCCGGUACCUGGACGCGCUGAAGCAGAGGCCUCUCCGUGUGAUUGAGCUUGGUUGCGGUACGGCGCUGCCGUCCUUGGCCAUCUUGCAAUGGACCAUGAGGGACUCGGCCGCGAGAUCGCCGCUGCUUCUCACGCUGGCCGACUACAACCCGACAGUAUUGCAGCUGGUAACGCUGCCCAACUUCAUUCUUGCCUGGGCCCAGGAGCGGAGAAGCCAGAGCCCGGUGCUGCAGGAGGCGUUUGCGCUCGAAGACGAGCUGGAACUCACGCCCGAGGUUCUACAGCAGUUUCAAGACUUCCUUACGUCCUCUCAAAUCUCUCUCAACUUCAUUUCUGGCGGCUGGUCCGAGGAGCUGGUCGGCCUCCUGUAUGAGAGCCAGUCCAAGCUGGACAAGACCAACGCCAAUUUCGAUACCCUACUCCUCGGGGCCGAGACCAUCUACUCCCCGUUCGCAUUGGAUGCAUUCAAUGAGAUGGUAUUUGCUGUUCUUAGCAGGGAGCAGAGAGAACGCGGCAGCGACUGUCAGUCACAGGCGCUGGUUGGGGCGAAAAGGCUCUACUUUGGCGUCGGAGGCUCGCUCGACGACUUUGUCGAUAGGGCUAGGGGGAAGGGUGCGACAGUGACUCAAAUCGCGGAGGAGACAGAGGGUGUCCGGCGGGGAGUUGUCCGUUGCACGCUGAGUUCGUCUGGUUAA